UCAGCCGCCGGCGGCGCUGGGGCCAGGCUUGGGGCGGAAGCCGGAGCCGGACACGGAGGAGCAGACGCUGGGCCGGGGCGGAGUGCAGUGCCGCGCAGGACCGAAAGGAGGGGCGUGUUGCCGCCGGCCCCCUGCAAGCCACCCCCGAGCCUGCCCCGAGGCGCCCUCCAGCCAGGCCGCCUGCCUCCGCCUUCCGCUUCUCUCCAUUUCCCCGGAAUCUCAGCCGGGCCGGCGCUCCUGCGUCCGGCCCUUCCCUGCGAGGGCACGCUCCCGACCGCUUUCCGCCUUCACUGCUGCCUCGCACCCUGGGCUUCCAGCCCCCUCUGUCCUUCCCCCGACUGGAUCCUACCCUCUCCUACCCCUUCCUUUAGCUCAGGCUCCCUGCCCCUCGCCCUAGCAGAGUCCCAGCUCCUCACUCACUUUGCUCUGGCUCCCAGCCCUCCCUCCUUCUCUUCCUUGCCUGGGUCCAGCCUAUCCUGCCCCUUCCUGUGUCCCUCGGGCACCCUCUCUUCCUCUCUCGCCCUUUCCCAGGCCUGGAGUUGCAGACCUUGGGUCGCUCCCCGCGGUGCAGCCUGCGUCCUGUCCCUCUUUCCCAGCCUGGAGUUCUGGAGAGAACCCAGCCUUCCUCCACCCUCGGAGGACUGCUUCCAUUCAAAUACCUGAGACAUGAACUUUCUCUAGAGACCGCCCCAGUGUCUCUCGCCACCCACUGAUCCUUGCUACCUAUGUCCUGGGUCUUGCUGUCACUCUGCUGAGCUUGGGGGUCUCCGGGGCUGAGUGAGCAGCAUGCUGCUUCUGUGGUCUGGCAUCUGUGGCCUCUCGCCACCGCGCCCCUUCCCUUCCUUGCUGCUGCUGCUGGCCCUGCUGGGGCUGCCUCCCAUCCUCAGGAGCCAUGGCCUCCAGCUCAGUCCUACCGCCAGCACCGUCCCCCCUCCUCGGGAACGCUCCAUGGGGGAUGUCACCACAGCCCCCCCUGAUAUCAUCCCCGAGAGCCGCCCUGUUAACCGGUCAGUCACCGAGCAUCACUUGAAGGCCCGAAAGGCCUUUCCCGUGCUGGGCAUUGACUACGGGCACGUGCGCACGCCCUUCGAGAUCUCCCUGUGGAUCCUGCUGGCCUGCCUCAUGAAGAUAGGUUUCCACGUGAUCCCCACCAUCUCGAGCAUCGUCCCCGAGAGCUGCCUGCUGAUCGUGGUGGGGCUGCUGGUGGGGGGCCUGAUCAAGGGCGUGGGGGAGACCCCGCCCAUCCUGCAGUCGGAUGUCUUCUUCCUCUUCUUGCUGCCGCCCAUCAUCCUGGACGCGGGCUACUUCCUGCCGCUGCGGCAGUUCACAGAGAACCUGGGCACCAUCCUCAUCUUCGCCGUGGUGGGCACGCUGUGGAACGCCUUCUUCCUGGGCGGCCUCAUGUACGCCGUGUGCCUGGUGGGCGGGGAUCAGAUCAACAACAUCGGCCUCCUGGAGAACCUGCUCUUCGGCAGCAUCAUCUCGGCCGUGGACCCCGUGGCCGUGCUGGCCGUCUUCGAGGAAAUCCACAUCAACGAGCUGCUGCAUAUCCUGGUCUUCGGGGAGUCCCUGCUCAAUGACGCCGUCACUGUGGUCCUGUAUCACCUCUUCGAGGAGUUUGCCAGCUACGACCACGUGGGCAUCGUGGACAUUGUCCUAGGCUUCCUGAGCUUCUUCGUGGUGGCCCUGGGCGGGGUGUUUGUGGGCGUGGUCUACGGGGUCAUCGCCGCCUUCACCUCCCGGUUCACCAACCACAUCCGCGUCAUCGAGCCACUCUUCGUCUUCCUCUACAGCUACAUGGCGUACCUAUCCGCCGAGCUCUUCCACCUGUCAGGCAUCAUGGCACUCAUUGCCUCGGGUGUGGUGAUGCGCCCCUACGUGGAAGCCAAUAUCUCCCACAAGUCCCACACGACCAUCAAGUAUUUCCUGAAGAUGUGGAGCAGUGUCAGCGAGACCCUCAUCUUCAUCUUCCUCGGCGUCUCCACCGUGGCCGGCUCCCACCACUGGAACUGGACCUUCGUCAUCAGCACCCUACUCUUCUGCCUCAUUGCACGUGUACUGGGUGUGCUGGGCCUCACCUGGUUCAUCAACAAGUUCCGCAUCGUGAAGCUCACACCCAAGGACCAGUUCAUCAUCGCCUACGGGGGCCUGCGCGGGGCCAUCGCCUUCUCACUGGGCUACCUCCUGGACAAGAAGCACUUCCCCAUGAGCGACCUCUUCCUCACCGCCAUCAUCACCGUCAUCUUCUUCACCGUCUUUGUGCAGGGCAUGACCAUCCGGCCUCUGGUAGACCUGCUGGCUGUGAAGAAAAAGCAGGAGACGAAGCGUUCCAUCAAUGAGGAGAUCCACACCCAGUUCCUGGACCACCUUCUGACAGGCAUUGAGGACAUCUGUGGCCACUACGGCCACCACCACUGGAAGGACAAGCUCAACCGGUUCAACAAGAAGUACGUGAAGAAGUGCCUGAUCGCGGGCGAGCGGUCCAAGGAGCCCCAGCUCAUCGCCUUCUACCACAAGAUGGAGAUGAAGCAGGCCAUCGAGCUGGUGGAGAGCGGGGGCAUGGGCAAGCUUCCCUCCGCCGUGUCCACGGUCUCCAUGCAGAACAUCCACCCCAAGGCCCUGCCUGCCGAGCGCAUCCUGCCGGCUCUGUCCAAGGACAAGGAGGAGGAGAUCCGCAAAAUCCUCCGGAACAACUUGCAGAAGACCAGGCAGCGGCUGCGCUCCUACAACAGACACACGCUGGUGGCAGACCCCUACGAGGAGGCCUGGAACCAGAUGCUGAUCCGGAGACAGAAGGUCCGGCAGCUGGAGCAGAAGAUCAACAACUACCUGACGGUGCCUGCCCACAAGCUCGACUCGCCCACCAUGUCCCGCGCCCGCAUUGGUUCAGACCCCCUGGCCUAUGAGCCAAAGGCCGACCUGCCCGUCAUCACCAUCGACCCGGCCUCGCCACAGUCACCCGAGUCCGUGGACCUGGUGAAUGAGGAACUGAAGGGCAAGAUCUUGGGGCUGAGCCGGGACCCGGCCAGACUGACGGAGGAGGACGAGGACGAGGACGGAGGCAUCAUGAUCCGGUCCAAGGAUACCUCCUCCCCCGGCACCGACGAUGUCUUCACGCCCGGGCCCAGCGACAGCCCCAGCUCCCUGAGGAUACAGCGCUGCCUCAGCGACCCCGGCCCGCACCCCGACCCCGGGGAGGGCGAGCCUUUCAUCCCCAAGGGCCAGUAGCGCCAGGAGCGCGGGUGGUGGCCGCAUAGACUCUCCCACCAGAGCCAGAGCUGCUGGAGGGGGCGGGGUGCGGGGGGGGUGGUCCCUCGACCUUUGUCCCCUGGCCUGGCCCCACCUCUCCCCACUGCAUGGCCCCCCGGGCCCACUGCCCCAGCCCCACACAGCACGGCUCCCCCCGGCCUCCCCCUGGGCAGAUUGGCGGGGCUGGCGAAGCACCCGGGGCCAGGCUCUGGGCACCUCAGCCGCACCCCCUGCCCCAUCUCCCUCCGCCUCCGAAACCAAUCUUCAUUUUAACCAAAGAGCCUCGGCUCAGCCUUGGGCCUGGCUGGGAAGGGAAGGAGUCGGGGGGGGGCCUCCCUGACAGGGAGCACUGGACUGAGGGGGGAGUGGUGACCCUUCUCCUGCCAGCUCUGUCCCCCUGGCUGGCCACCCGGCCCGUCCUUCCUCAGAGCCGCAGGCUGAGCGCCUCUCCGAGCUGCGCUGUCUGGAGCUGGGGCACUCUGGACAGGGACAUGCUCGGAGCUUCCCAAUGGGACCACCCUCGGGGCUGCUGCUGGGGGAGGCCCCGGCCCGGGACAGCGCUGCCUUUUCUCUGUUGAAUUUGUCCACGCCUCCCCGGGACUCCCCGCACACAAGGGGUUCCUGUUUGAAACCCCCCCGCAGCUGAGCAGAGCUCUGGCGCCCCCCACCCCGCACCCAUGCACCCCUUCUCUGUGUGCCCAUCUCUCCUACAUGCGCUGCCCCCACACCCUCACCCCUGCUUCCAGGUUCUCCCUCAGCUCUGACGGCAGAAAUGAGCCCCCCGGCUCCAAUCAUGAUUCUGACUGGCAGAUGCUGGGCCCUCCGGAGCCUUCUGUGCUCUGAGGCCCGACCUCAGUUCCUGCUGGUCUGUUCUUCCCGCCGCUCUCAUUGGGCCCCCCGGAACCUCCAUUUCACAGGCAGCGCCCUCGGCUUGCUGUGGAACCCGGUGCUCGGGGGAGAAGGCUCUGCUGAGAGCAGCCAGAGUCCUGGGCCCCCCACAAGCACACACUUGCAGCCCCACUGCCGCCGAGGCCAGGCCCAGGCCUGCUAGCGUCUGUCCUCCCGCCGGGGCACCCCCUUCCCAGGAUCGUGCAAUAGUCGAGUCCCUCCUCCCAGCAGACUGGGCAGCGGGUGCUCCUCUGCCCCCCACCCCUUCACUCCAUGCAAGUGCUGUUUGGGGCAGGAGUCACCCCGCAAAGGUGACGUUGACAACCACAGUCAAAGCCACCACAGCCGCUGCUGCUCUGCCGCCUGUACAGAAGAAACAGAAUCUUUUUCAUAUUCUAAUAAAUCCGUGUGAGUUUUUUAUAAGA
Molecule: messenger RNA, 4562 nt
Organism: Sorex araneus (European shrew)
Lineage: Eukaryota; Metazoa; Chordata; Mammalia; Eulipotyphla; Soricidae
Gene: SLC9A1
Product: solute carrier family 9 member A1
Exons: 12
Coding region: 787-3228 (813 amino acids)
Biological process (GO): regulation of pH; sodium ion transport; proton transmembrane transport
Cellular component (GO): membrane
Molecular function (GO): sodium:proton antiporter activity
Source: RefSeq, a predicted model, not a curated record